AUGGCAUCACCACAAAGAGAAGGUUUCAGUAUCCCAACUUCCAUUUCCCAUGCUGCUUUAGGUCAAGUUACCAGCAAGUCUUUAGGUGUCAAAUACAACUGUGCUCAAUGUGCUGCUUCCUUUUCAUUAAGUAAGAAUGACGCAAUCAGAUGUAAGGAAUGUGGUCACAGAGUUAUUUAUAAAGCCAGAACUAGAAGAAUGGUACAGUUUGAAGCUCGUUAG
Hemisphaericaspora subhashii is the source of this 222-nucleotide messenger RNA. It is a transcript of the gene RPC10, whose product is annotated as DNA-directed RNA polymerase core subunit. Gene Ontology annotation, cellular component: RNA polymerase III complex; RNA polymerase II, core complex; RNA polymerase I complex. The transcript has a single exon. Gene Ontology annotation, molecular function: zinc ion binding; DNA-directed RNA polymerase activity; DNA binding. Gene Ontology annotation, biological process: DNA-templated transcription. Bases 1 to 222 code for a protein of 73 amino acids. NCBI's taxonomy places the organism in Eukaryota, Fungi, Ascomycota, Pichiomycetes, Serinales, Debaryomycetaceae. The record is from RefSeq and is a predicted model, not a curated record.